CCAUGACCAGCCAAGGAAGUCCUGGUGUGGAGUGUUCUACAACAACAGUCAGUUCAGUAGCUGUGCAGGCUGGGGAUUCCAAAAUCAUUAUAGCUGUCAUAAAGUGUGGCAAGUGGGUACAACUUCAACUGGCUGAAUCACAGCCCAAUCUUCUAGAAAUUGGUAGCAGUCAAGAUGAAGCCAAAAAACUUCUUCAUGAUCAUGAACUUCUUUUGGCCAAGCUCAAGGCUUUGGAAGACCGGGUAUGGGAACUCUUGCAGGAAGCAGACAAGACAGCUGAAGAGAAUGAGGAUCAGAGUCAGGUGUACGACGCCAUGGCCAAGACCCUGGCUGAAGCGUGGGCGACCCUGGUCUCCAUGCUUGAAAGAAGAAGGGAGCUCCUUAGGUUGACCUCUGAAUUUUUUGAAAAUGCCUUGGAGUUUGCUAUUAAAAUAGACGAAGCUGAAGAUUUUCUCCAGAAUACUCAUGAGUUUGAGAGUGCUGAGUCCCUAAAAUCACUUCUUCAACUUCAUGAGCAACAUGCUAAAGAACUCCUAGAACGAUCUCUAGCCCUUUUAAACAAAAGUCAACAACUCACCGACUUCAUAGAAAAAUUCAAGUGUGAUGCACCUAAUGUGAGUCCUGAGUUGAUUCAGGGAGCUCAGAGCAGCUGUCUGAAGAUUGACAGCCUUCUUGAAGUUCUGCAGGACAGGAGAAGGCAACUAGACAAGUACCUGAAGCAACAGUGGCAAGAACUGGAUCAGGUUCUGCAGAUAUGUCAGUGGGACCAACAAGAAAACCAGGUUACUCAUUGGUUUCAGAAAACCAUAAAAGAUUUACAGGAACAAAGUCUAGGUUCAUCACUGUCAGACAAUGAGGAGCUAAUUCGUAAGCAUGAAGAACUGAUAAUAAAAGCAAAGGAAUGGAAUUCUACUGUUGAGAGGCUGAAGAGUGAGGCAGUGGGGAUUCUACUGUCAAAGGACUAUGUGGAGAAAGAACACCUACAGAUUUCCAACCAGAAACUGAAUCAGCUUCAAGAAGAAUUUGGCCAACUCAUGGUGGAAAGGAAAACCUGGUUGAAAAAGACAAAUGAUUUUUUUAACAGUGCUAACAAGGCAUUUGAUGUACUUGGAAGAGUUGAAGCUUACCUUAAGCUCCUUAAAUCAGAGGGUUUAAGUCUGCCUGUCUUGGCAGCAAGGCAUGAGGAAUUACACAGAGAAAUUAAAGACUGCACAGCUGAUGCUUUUCAAAAGGGACAAACCUUAAUCAGCCAAGUAGACUCCUGCAGCUCUCGGGUGACUGGCAUCCAGGAGAUGAUGGGGUGCAUUCAGAGACGAGUGGAUCAUCUGACCGAACGAUGUUCAGCACACAAGGAAUUUGCUCUUAAGAAACAGCAAUUAACAGCCUCAGCAGAGGGUUACCUAAGGAAGGUGGAAAUGUCAAUUCAGAAAAUCAGUCCAGUACUCUCUAAUGCAAUGGAUGUCGGUUCCAGCCUUUCUGAUUCAGAGAAGAUUUUGAAUAAAUAUCUAGAACUAGAUAUCCAAGCUAAGGAGACAUCACAUGAAUUAGAAGCAGCUGCAAAAAUCAUGACAGAGAAAAAUGAAUUUGAACCUGAUGGAGUGGCAUCACUUUCUUCUAAAGCUAAACUGCUAGAGGAAGAAUUAAAUAUACUUGGCCAAAGCAUUGGCUCCAGGUCACAAGUUCUGCAAACUUAUGUGGCAUUUCUAAAGUCAUCAAAGGAGGUAGAGGAGCAGUUUCAGAGCCUAAAGGAGUUUUAUCAAACUGAAAUCUCUCAGAAGGAAGAGGAUGAUGCUAAAGCCGGAUAUUGGUCUGACUCAGCUGAGAAGCAGUGGCAGCUAUUUUUAAAGAAGAGUUUUUUAACCCAAGACCUAGGGCUUGAGUUUCUUAAUUUAAUAAAUAUGGCAAAAGAGAAUGAAAUAUUAAAUGUGAAAAAUAAAGUGUACAUCAUGGAGAACACUAUGGAAAACCGGAAGGCAGAAAGGGAAGAACUUAGCCACCUUCGGAUGUCACAGCAACUUAAAGCCACUGAAAGCCAGCCUGUGAAACAGCGGUGGGGAGCAUUCAAAGAGAAACUUAAAAAGACUACUCACAACUUAAAACUUCUUCAGGAAGUACUUAUGCCUGUUUCUGCACUUGACCUUGGAGGGAGCCUCCAGACCAUUUUAGAUUUACGAAAAAAAUGGAAUGAAAUGAAGCCUCAGUUCCAGCAACUGAAUGAUGAGGUUCAGUACAUUAUGAAAGAAUCAGAAGAGAUAAGUGGCAGAGGAGCCCCCAUGAAAGAAAGGUCUCAACAACUGAAAGACCUUGUUCAUCUCCAUCAAAAGCAGAAAGAGAGAAUCCAAGAUUAUGAGGAUAUCCUGUACAAGAUUGUCCAGUUCCUCCAAGUCAAGGAGAAGCUGGGACAUCUCAUCAGUUCGAGAGAACUGGAGUUUCUAGAGCAGACGAAGGAACUGGAUGAUGUUCACGAGGCCCAGAUUUACCUCGGUCACUCUCAGGACAAGCAGGCUCAUGUGGACCGUCUCUGUAAUCUGGCCCUCUCCUUAGGAGUAGGCCUCAUCUCAUCAGUGCAGCGGCCUAACUGCUCCAGUGUUUCUGCAAAGAGCCUGCAGCAGCAGCUGGAGACCCUUGAGGAGGACAGCAUGACCUGGCGUGCCAAAGCCCAGGAGCAUGACCACAGCCUGGCCCGCAGCUUGGAGUACUGCACUGCAAGAGACGAGAUAAACGAGCUCAAAGAGUCAUUCAAAGAUAUCAAAAAGAAAUUCAACAAUUUGAAGUUUAAUUACACUAAAAAAAAUGAAAAAGCUCGGAAUCUGAAGGCUCUUAAAUAUCAAAUUCAGCAAGUUGAUAUGUAUGCAGAAAAAAUGCAGGCUUUGAAAAGGAAAAUGGAAAAAGUUUUUAAUAAAACUUCUGAUUCUUUCUUAAAUUAUCCAAGUAGUAAAGUUAAUGUCCUUUUGGAAGCCAUGAAGGAUCUGCAAAAACAUGUGGAUGACUUUGACAAAGUUGUGACAGAUUACAAGAAGAAUUUGGACCUGACUGAGCAUCUCCAGGAGAUAAUAGAAGAGUGCCACUUUUGGUAUGAAGACGCAAGUGCCACAGUUGUAAGAGUUGGAAAAUAUUCCACAGAGUGCAAGACAAAAGAUGCUGUGGAAAUUCUCCACCAGCAGUUCAAUAAAUUUAUCGGGCCUUCAGUGCCUCAGCAAGAAGAAAGGAUUCAGGAGGUCACCAACCUUGCUCAGCACUUAUAUGGUUUGGAAGAAGGGCAGAAAUACACUGAGAAAAUAGUGGCAAAACACAAAGAGGUUCUUGAAUCCGUUACUGAAUUAUGUGGGUCUCUCACGGAACUUGAAGAAAAAUUGAAGCAGGGAGACAUUUUAAAGAUGGAUCCAAAUUUGGAAGACUUCCACGACAAUUACGUUGACCUACUAAAGGAACCAGCAAGAAAUAAGCAGACAAUAUUCAAUGAAGAAAGCAAUAAGGGGCAGGUACAGUUGGCAGAUAUUUGGGCCACCGAAAGAGCAGGGGAAGAUGGGUUUCCACAGGACCCGAAGCAGCUGUCCUUUGCCAAAAAGGGCAGCGUCCAGGGCCUGCUCCUGCCUGAAGACAUGCUGUCAGGCGAAGAAUAUGAGUGUGUCUCACCUGAUGACAUCUCCCUGCCUCCACUUCCGGGAAGCCCAGAGUCCCCCGUCGCACCAUGUGACAUGGAGGUGGAGGAGCCUUCCAGCUCCUCCCUCAGCCUUCACAUCUGCAGCCACAGGACGCAGCUGGGGACCAACUGUUCAGGGGAGGCCCAGGAAUCUGUUCUCCCACCACCAGUUGCUUUUGAGGAUGCAUGCAAUGAUAAGAGAGAAAGAUUUUUGAGGCAUUUGGAGAGGUCUUCUCCCCAAUUCAAAGCUGAGCCCCCAUUAACCUCAGGAGGAGGAUUUCUGGAAAAGAGUACUGCCUUACCCAAAAUCAAUGCUAAACCUCCAGAGAGCAUGCUGAGUGAAGUGCAUGAGACAGCUUUACAGCAGCACCCUCAGGCUCAGGAAAGUGUGCAGGGAACAUGGGAGAAAAUGCAUGCUGAUAAUAACAACGUAACUAAAACCCAAACCCCAGAUAGGCUGCAUGCUUCCUCUGAUACAUUCUCAGGCCUCAGAUUUCAAUCAGACAGCAGCUGGGGCUAUCAGAGGCAAAUGGCUCCCCGAGAAGAGAUUAAAAGCACAUCGGCAAAGAACAGCGUGGUCAGCCUAGAUGGCCAGGCUCCUAGUUUUUCCAGGCUCCUGUCUAAUGUAACUGUCAUAGAAGGUUCUCCAGUGACUUUGGAAGUUGAAGUAACAGGAUUUCCAGAGCCUACACUGACAUGGUACAAGAACGGCCAGAAAUUGUCUGCAAAUGGGUACUUACAGGUUUCACACAAGGAGACAAAGCAUUCGGUGUUCAUUCCGAAGGUAUACGAGGCAGACGCAGGCUUGUAUGUGGCUCGGGCUCAAAACUCUAGCGGCACUCUCUCUUCCAGUGUCAUCCUCCAUGUGACAGGUAACCGCAGGCCACCAAUCACACGAAUAAACUGGAUAACACUGUGUGUCGUCUAUGUUAGUGUGUCCCUAAUGUACUGGUUACUCACACAGUAACAAUGGUGUUGC
Messenger RNA from Cynocephalus volans (Philippine flying lemur), 4622 nucleotides. RefSeq names its product coiled-coil domain containing 141 (gene CCDC141). The record is from RefSeq and is a predicted model, not a curated record. The coding region runs from base 3 to 4610 and encodes 1535 amino acids. Gene Ontology annotation, molecular function: protein binding. NCBI's taxonomy places the organism in Eukaryota, Metazoa, Chordata, Mammalia, Dermoptera, Cynocephalidae. The transcript is spliced from 24 exons.